Messenger RNA from Aphanomyces astaci, 609 nucleotides. RefSeq lists its product as hypothetical. Bases 1 to 609 code for a protein of 202 amino acids. The transcript is spliced from 3 exons. The record is from RefSeq and is a predicted model, not a curated record. Lineage: Eukaryota; Oomycota; Saprolegniomycetes; Saprolegniales; Verrucalvaceae.
AUGACCAAGAAGAACUCGACCAAGGCCGAGCUUCUUGCACACAUCCAAGCACUCGAACAUCGUGUGGCCGGAUCAUCUUCGGGGAUGGGCAAUGCAGUAGACAACCUCGCUCAUAGGAAGCGCACCCCUGUCGAAUACACGGACUCUAUGGUGAUCGCGUUGCUAGAGCUUCGCUUCAAUGCUUACAGCAACGCGUUCAACGGCAGCAGAUCGGCAAAGCAACUCAACUUGCUCUGGGAAAAAUUGACUGUGCAGUUCAACAUCGCAACGAACCAAAUCAUCAAUAACAAGCUGCGAAAGCUUCGUGCAGAGUUUAUGGUUGUCCAAUGCGCCUUGGUCCAGACCGGCAACUCCAACAAUGAUGAGUAUACAGUACCAGAAGCCAAAAAACGGAAGGCAGAAGUCGUCAUGGAGUUGAAGCUGCAACGCCAAGGCCGCAAGAACGCUCAAACUGACAUCAGCCAGGGUCUGGAGAAGUUUGGCAAUACCCUCGGUGCCGCAAUUGUUCAGGCAGCCAAUAACCCGACAUGGCUGCGCAAAUGGCUAAACGUUUGGAAGUUGCUGAAAGCACGAAGGCCAGCAUCGAUAGUUCCAACCAAGUUCAAAUGA